AUGGACAAAGAGAAACUGGUCCAGAAGGAUCGGAGAAGACGCUCCACAUUCAGGCAGAAUGGACCCAGGUGGGUGGGCCCACCUGAUAUUAAGUUCAUCUCCGACAAGGAGCGAAUCCUGGCCCUCACACUUCCACCAAAACAUCCAUGUCCUGCCAACCAGCUUGUUUAUCCCCAUGAUGUGCGACUUACAGAAAAGGAGAAAACAAGCAUCUGCUACCUGUCUUUUCCAGAUUCCUACUCCGGUUGCCUUGGUGAUACGCAAUUCACUUUUCGAAUCCGACAAACAGUGGGGCACAAGUUAUCCAUGAAUGGAGAUGAAGAGAUGUACAACCGAGAUGCACCAGUUGUUCUUCAGCGGGAUCGAGCACAUUACUAUGGAUUUGUCUACUUCCGACAAGUCAAAGAUUGCACGGUUAAACGAGGAUAUUUUCAAAAGUCACUGGUGCUGAUUUCUCAACUUCCUUUUGUGAACCUCUUCCAUUCUCUACUGCAACUAAUUGCACCUGAAUACUUUGAGAAGCUGGAGCCUUGUCUAGAGGCAGUUUGUAAUGAGGUAGACCAAUGGCCAGCUCCACUCCCUGGAAAAACACUCAGCCUGCCUAUCAUGGGAGUGGUUAUUCAGGUGCGGAUUCCAUCUAAAAAGGAUAAACUUGGAACGAGCCCUCUCAAACAAUCUAACCAGGAGCCUGAAGGUUGUUCCCCAACCCUGGAUUUUGGAUUCCAAUUUUUGAAGGAAACCCCUGCAAAAACUUACGAUGAAAUCAAAGAUGGGUUUAUUAAUGAAACAUUCAAAAUGCAGAAUCUGUUGCCAGCUCCAUUGGUCAUUCCCACAGUACAUGAGUUGGAUCUCUUUGGAUGUUUCCAAUCAAUUUUGAUACAUAUCCAAAUGCUUUGGGAGCUGAUGUUGCUUGGAGAACCAGUGAUUAUCAUGGCAGCGUCCCCCAAAAUAUCUUCAGAUCUUGUGCUGGCACUGACCAGCUGUAUUGAACCCCUGAGAUACUGCUGUGACUAUCGACCUUACUUCACCAUCCACGACGCUGAAUUUAAAGAGUAUACAACACGAACACAGGCGCCGCCGAAUGUUAUCUUGGGUGUGACAAAUCCUUUCUUCAUCAAAACGUUCCAGCACUGGCCGCACAUUAUUCGUAUUGGAGAAGUGAAAAUGUCAGGUGAUUUACCGAAACAAAUUAAAGUCAAGAAACUGAUGAAGCUUAGGACACUAGACACAAAACCAGGUAUCUACACGUCUUACAAAACAUUUUUGCACAAAGACAAGGCACUUAUUAAACGACUUUUAAAGGGUAUACAAAGGAAACGUCCACCAGAAGUGCAGAGCGUCAUUGUCCGUCGCCACUUACUGGAACUAACCCAAAGUUUCAUUAUUCCCCUGGAGAGAUAUGUUGCUAGUCUGAUGCCACUUCAGAGAACCGUCACUGCAUGGAAGGUAUGUGCUGCCUACCUUGGCUGCUCCCAUGACUCCUACAUCCUGGAGAAUUCCUGCGUACCCGGUACAUUUGAAGGUCCAGAUGACUUACAAAAUUUGUGA
Messenger RNA from Rhincodon typus (whale shark), 1548 nucleotides. Its product is annotated as DENN/MADD domain containing 6B. Bases 1 to 1548 code for a protein of 515 amino acids. The record is from RefSeq and is a predicted model, not a curated record. Gene Ontology annotation, cellular component: recycling endosome. NCBI's taxonomy places the organism in Eukaryota, Metazoa, Chordata, Chondrichthyes, Orectolobiformes, Rhincodontidae. The transcript has 19 exons. Gene Ontology annotation, molecular function: guanyl-nucleotide exchange factor activity.